Alligator mississippiensis (American alligator) is the source of this 5114-nucleotide messenger RNA. RefSeq names its product ubiquitin conjugating enzyme E2 H (gene UBE2H). The coding region runs from base 168 to 719 and encodes 183 amino acids. Gene Ontology annotation, biological process: ubiquitin-dependent protein catabolic process; protein polyubiquitination. Gene Ontology annotation, molecular function: ubiquitin conjugating enzyme activity. Lineage: Eukaryota; Metazoa; Chordata; Crocodylia; Alligatoridae. The transcript is spliced from 7 exons. Gene Ontology annotation, cellular component: nucleus. The record is from RefSeq and is a predicted model, not a curated record.
GGCGGCGGUGGCGGAGCGGCUCGGCUCGGCUCGGAGCGCGGCGCGGCGCGGCGAGGGAGGCCCAUCCGGGCGGGUCUGGUCGGAGCCGGCGCUGCCCCUGCCUGCCUGCCUGCCUGCCUGCCCAGCGGCGCGGCGCUGCCAGGCGGCGGGGGGAGGCGGCGGGCACCAUGUCCUCCCCCAGCCCGGGCAAGCGGCGCAUGGACACCGACGUGGUCAAGCUUAUUGAGAGCAAACAUGAAGUCACAAUCCUAGGAGGACUCAAUGAAUUUGUAGUGAAGUUUUAUGGACCACAAGGAACACCAUAUGAAGGUGGAGUGUGGAAAGUUAGAGUGGACCUUCCUGAUAAAUACCCAUUCAAAUCCCCAUCUAUAGGAUUCAUGAAUAAAAUUUUCCAUCCCAACAUUGACGAAGCGUCAGGAACUGUAUGUCUAGAUGUAAUUAAUCAAACUUGGACAGCUCUCUAUGAUCUCACCAAUAUAUUUGAAUCGUUCCUGCCCCAGUUGCUGGCCUAUCCUAACCCUAUAGAUCCUCUAAAUGGUGACGCCGCAGCCAUGUAUCUUCACCGACCAGAAGAGUACAAACAGAAAAUUAAAGAAUACAUUCAGAAAUAUGCAACAGAAGAAGCACUAAAAGAACAGGAAGAAGCCACCGGGGACAGCUCGUCAGAGAGCUCCAUGUCUGACUUCUCGGAAGACGAAGCGCAGGAUAUGGAGUUGUAGUAGAAGAAGCGACCUGCUUUUCAGAGAGACUAUUAUUUCCUAACCAUGAGAAGCAGACUAUAAUAUUCAUAUUUAAACAAAGCAAUUUUUUUUAUUACUAAACAAGGUUUUUAUGAAUAAUAGCAUUGAUAUAUAUAUAUCACCCUUUAGAUCUUGAUUUCUUGGUCAUUUCUCAAACCCAAGGUGCAUAGCAUAUUCCCACAUUCCAUUUUGGUAGCAAUAUGCAGCCCGAAUGCAUGCAUUCAUAAUUCCAUUUGGCCAAGUCCACUUGUGUGCUACUGAACUGUCAACUAAAAACAGCUGCUCUGGUAGGUAGGGAGUUAGUAAAGAUUUUUUGUUGUUGUUGUUUUUGUUUUUUGUUUUUUUUCCCCUCCUUUUUAUCAGUGUUUCCAAAGACACCACCUUGGAUGCUGAUGCAGCACAGCGCUUUCUCAAAGUAAGAACCUGGGGGAUAAUGUCAGGAUGUGGAGAUAAGAUGGUGAAAUAAAAGGUGCUCCUUCAGGCAACAUGGCUGAUCAUAUUUUUAUGUGGAGUCAUGUUUAAAAAAGAUGCACGAGCUAAUCAGAGCAUUGAAACCUAAACACUUUUUUUUGACUUGGAUUUUAAGUAUGUUUUUAUAUGUGGACUCCUGCCCUCUGAAGUAUAGGGACUUACAACCGCUGGUCUGUUUGGUUUUUGGGGGGUUUUUUUGGACUUUUGAAAGCCUUCAUCUGGACAUCUAUUCACUCUCUUGGUCUGGAUUAUGAGAUGUUCCCUUUUUGGGGGACCCCCCCACAAUGCUGUGUGAACAGUGCUUUAAUAUGCGUGGAGCACACACCAAGUCAAACCCUUGCUUUGUCAUAGUUUGGAAACAGCUGCCAUUUAAUGGCUUCAAGCUUGCUGGGGUUUCUUUUCGCCGGCUUGAAGUAUGGCUAAAGACCUCACAAAAAAAAAAAAAUCUCCAUCUCCUGAAAGGGUUUUCUGACCAGAUGGAUUAGCCUUGCCGAGAGCUUCAGAUCCAUGAAGAUUGGUCCACGAAUCCAUCGGCGCUCGCGUUCUUGGUUUCCCUUUUUUCCCCCUUCUGCAGCAGCUUGGUAGCCAUCUGCUUGUGCGUGUACAACAGACCAAACUCUCCAGAGCUGAACAAAGGAAAACGAUCUAGGAAAAUUUUUAAUUUAAUUUUUUUUUAAAUUUAAAAAUGACAAUUUUGGGGAAACAUGCAAAUCUCUUUUUUUUUUUUUUUUCCCCUCCCCAAAGACUUUUCUGGAUGAAGAUUUUUUUUCUGAUAUAUUUCAACAUGCUAAAAUUUGUUUUUUGGGGGGUUUUUUUGUUUGUUCAUUUUUAGUUUUAAUGCUAAGAAAACAUGAAUACAGUAACUUGCCUACGUGAGGUGCCAGUAUACUUGAAUUUGGAAAAUGGCGCAUUUGAAAUGCCAACUAAGAUGGAUUUUAAAACCGGGAUGUGACCUGCUGUAUUUGCGUAGGGUUUUCUGAGGGGGUUUGGACAACCGGUUACUUUAACUUUUGGUACAACCUGCAGGACUGCAUGGAAUUCAACCCAUCCUGAGAGACCAUCGAGCUGAAUUUGCAUGUCAGACUGGACUCAGUAAAAAAACAAAAAAAAAAAAGAAGAAAAAAAAAAAGAAGAAAAAAAAAUCGUUUUCCAUUUCAUCACAAGUGUUUUUGCCCUUUUAGAAAUGCCCCUGAGUUGCGUCAAUGAGGUUGGAAGAUACAAUCCUAUUUUUUUUUUUUAAUUCAUAAAGCACAAUCAAUUUUUUUUUGGAAAACUAUAAAGUACAACUUUGCUUUAGCAUGAUUAUUUUCCUUAAUAAAAAAAAAAAAUAACCUACAAAGAUUUUACUUAUUUUAUGUUAAUUACGGGCAUGAAGCAAAAGGGGUUGUUUUUUAUUUCCCUCUGCUUUUUUUUUUCUUUAAAUAAAAAAAAGCAGUGAUGUAGGGCUGUGGUUAGUUACUGUGCUGAAGUUCUCUAUCUAGCAUUUGUGGCUUGUUGGAAGGGGGUAGUAUUAAACUAUUUAACAUGUAAUGGUGUACUUUAACUCUUAUCUAGCACGCUGUUUUCUCAUUUCUUUGGGGAGGGAGGGGCAGAGUUGUUUUUUUUUUUGCUGGCACUGUUUAACUUGCUUACCUGCUGGACGAGCAGUUUGCUUGAGCUAUAACUUUAACUGUAGGUGCUAUUUAGGGGUAGACAAAAGUGCUGGGUGGUGAUAUCAGUUUUAAAAAACAACAAAAACAAAAAAAACAACAAAACAAUAAAAAUUUGUAUUUUUUCAAUAUUGUAUAAACAUAGUGUUCUAAUUCCCUCCAUUUUUUUUCCAGGUAACUAUGUCCCUCCCUCUCCCCAACCCCCGGCUCUAUUGGCUAGCUGGGUUUUUCACAUAGAGCACUUGCGCGCACUCCCUCCUUUCAAGAAGCCCGUUUUUCCACUAGAAGCAGGUGUCCAGUCCUAAGCAUCCAAAGGAAUUGCAGUGAGAGCUGCCGCUGUCUAAGGCAGGCUCCCGGGAGAGCAGGCACACGCCUUACCGCCCUGGUCUCCCUGUUGGAAGGUGCACGGCGGUUCUCUUGUCCAAGCCGCUCCGAUUCCCCUGUACCUCCUUUUAUACACGCAGACACUUGUGGGUCUAGAUCUGGAACUGUGUUCUUCAACUGCAACGCUUUUCCUCGGACGUUUAAUUGAGGAGAACGGUGGAGUUUGUAGCCUUGCCUGCCAGAUGUUGAAGGUUCACCUCUUUCGUGCUGGAUCCCUUCCCCCUUGCGGUGACGGCAGUAGGGAAGGAAGCCUGCAGUAAGCUAUCGUUUGCAAGGAUCCAGCCUCGCGCGAAAUGCUGAUUUAAAGGAUAAACUCAAAUGGAUUUGACUUAUUUUUUCCCCAGAUGGGAACAGCUGCUUGUAGCCUCAUUCCACCCGUCUCCUGUGAGCACCGUUCUUUUGACCUCCUUCCCCUUCUUCAAGCCAGAACAGCCUGUAAAUACAACUACUCCCACCUAGUCUUCAAGGGAAACAUGGAACUGCUUUGAAACCAGAUGCCCUUCUUUUUUUUCUUUUUUUCUUUUUUUUUUCCUUUUUAAGUUUGGUUCCUUUAGAAAUGCUAGCAGAUGUCUCCAAGCACCACUGCCGAUUUCUGCGCCCCCGCCCCUGUUCUGAUCACUCGACUUCAAAGCGUCAGCUGGACGGGACUCGCCAGGCCUGCUCCAGCAUAACCGCGUUCGAUACGUAUCCUCGUAGUCCGGAUGAACCUCCAAGUAUGGAGGUUUCUGAGUCACCUGCUGCAACCAUUUGGGGAUCUGGCUCCUUUGGCCUUAGAUCCAGUAGCUUACCACCUUGGUGUAUCUUCUCUUCUGUACAAAAUAUCAAAGCUGCCAUUGAUCAACAGAUCUCACGCUCCCGCCUUGAGAAGGUCCAUACACUUGCCAACAAGGCUCAUCCUUAAACCUUCGUCAGAAAUGGGUUUUAGCUCAUCUGGAGGCUUCUGAGUAUUGUACUUUAUUUUUUCACUAGACCUUCCAUUGUGACAACUCUACACUGUGGGAGGCGGGAAUAUGGGAGGAAGUGAAUCUUUUACGGCGUGAAUCCUGGAUGCAGAUCGGGAGCGUUUCCCCAGCUCUGCUUUGUCUUAUCCGGUAACGCGCGCUCGCGAUCAGGAAAGCGGCGAGUCGCACGCGACUCCUUGUACUUCAGACGUCCCAGUUGGCCAAGUAGGUUGAAGGGAACGGAAGCAACUGUGCAGUUCAUGUGCCACCUCGCACGACCCACCCUCACCCCACACGCAAGGCGGAGAGAACGGAGCUCCCUGCCCGGCCUUUCUCUCCCUCCCUCCUUCCCCGGCAUGGAUGAGAAAUGCUGGAAGCUGUGCUGCACUUGGCUUGCCCUGGCUUCUGCUUUGCAGGUAGAUGCAUCGCAGCAUUUUGAUGUGUCAGUGCUAGCUCUGAUCAGCAAAGACCCCACCACAUUGCCAGAGCUGUUUCACAUCGCGCAGGGGCACUGGGGUUGGGGGGGUUGCUAGUUUCUUAUUUUCCCCCCUUUUAUAUAUCUCUCCAUCUAUUUUUUUUUUUCCUUCCUUUUUGCCCAUCUUGAGUUCUGCUGGCACUUUAGCAGGCGUGCGUGUGGCAUGAGAAAUGGCCAUUAUUUUACUGACUGUAUUUGGUACAUAUUGUGUGAUACUUGAAGAGAUCCAGGGUGUUGAGCCCUCCAUUUGGAGUCUAAGCUUUUUGGGUUCGUUCUUUUUUUUUCUUUUCUUUUUCUUUUUUUCCAGCCCCCUCCUCCCCUUUUUCUUGCAUUGUGAUGAUGUAGUGGGCAUGCCUGUCACCAUGACAAAUGCCUCUUCUAUAACUUUUCUCAAAUAGUUGUGUAUAAUUAAAGAACUGUAAACUUUUUUUAAAUAAAAUAUGUAUAUACCUUG